Vicia villosa (hairy vetch) is the source of this 1482-nucleotide messenger RNA. RefSeq lists its product as uncharacterized. Lineage: Eukaryota; Viridiplantae; Streptophyta; Magnoliopsida; Fabales; Fabaceae. The transcript has 2 exons. The record is from RefSeq and is a predicted model, not a curated record. Bases 1 to 1482 code for a protein of 493 amino acids.
AUGGACAUUCUCACUGAUACUGUCAAAGAACGUACGAGGCAUACCAGAGCUUAUAAGAUUCCGGAUAUUGAUGAUUCGAGGUUGAUAGGUUUGAGUUCUCGGUUGAAAGGGGAGGUUCUCCGUGACUUCAAUCGUGAUUAUGGCAAUUUGCUCUCCAUCCUCAAUACAUCUUUUGAUCUGAUGGCUUUGAUCACCUUGUUUCAGUUCUAUGAUCCGCACUUGAGCUGUUUUACAUUCCAGGACUAUCAAUUGAUCCCAACACUCGAGGAAUUUUCUUACAUACUCAACAUCCGAAUUACUGAUGAUGUACCUUUUGUUCGAGUUCCUAAGGUCGUGAGAUUUGAAAAAAUAGCUGAAGCUCUUCACAUGGGUAUAAAGGAGGUAGAAAGAAAUUGGAAAUCAUCGGGCGGUAUUCCUGGUUUCUAUCUUUGCUUUUUGAUUAGUAGGGCUGAGGAUGCGGCUAAGAAAGAGCAGUGGGUUGAUUUUAGUCGUUUGCUUGCUAUCAUGAUCCAUGGUAUUGUCUUGUUCCCCUCAAGGGAGAACUUUGUGAGUUUGGCGGCGAUCUGUGUCUUCAUGAACAAAAACCCCGUGCCAACGUUGCUUGCAGAUGCUUACUUUUCGAUCCAUUCGAGAAGUAAGAAGGGAGGAUAUGUUGUUGGUCUUGUUUUCCGUUGUUGUAUCAGUGGUUCAUGUUGCAUUUUCUGGUGGAACUAUUGUGUGGGGAAGAUUUGGAACAUCGUCACUAGUUGCGGUCAAUAUCCCAACGUUCCUCUCAUGGGAACCAGAGGUUGUAUUAGUUAUAAUCCCACACUCGCCUAUCGUCAAUUGGGAUAUGCAAUGGAAAGGGCUCAGAAUGAUGUAGAAGCGUUUGAAUCAGUGUACUUUGCUGAUGGUAAAGAUCCUCUGGAGCUAGAGAAGAUACCGUAUGCUUGGACUAAAGUCCAUAGAAGGGAUCAGACUACUUUGAGCAAGAAGGUUCCUAUUGCUAUGGGUCCUUACAGGAAAUGGGUUGAGGCAAGAGUGGCAAAUCUAUUGCUGCCAUUUGUGAGGUCAAGUCCAUUGUAUGAGCAACCUCCCGUGGUUUUAUCUGAUACAGUUGCGGAUGAAUUCUAUAUUCAAGCCGAAGCGGACAACAUCAAGCUAAAAGCAAAGGACAAUGAGGUUGGCUUGGAAAGGUAUUUUCAGGAUCACGAAAAGGCGGAAUUGGCUCGUAAGCUCAAGCAUGCGCAAGGUGAAGGUUCAAACAUGACACAUACUCAAAGGCGAUCUCAUGACUUGAUGGAAGAAAGCUUAUACCGAAAACAACAAGAAUGUGUGAAGUUGCGAAGGUCUGAAAACAAUAGCAAGAGAAAGGUGCAGGAUUCGGAAAGGCAAUUGAUGGAAGAGAAAGCCAAGUCAGCUCGACUUGAAGAGGAGCUCGCAAACCUCCGAGCCCAACGGAGAGGAGAUGGAGGAGCUCAUUCUGUUAUCAGACGGUCCUAG